ACCAGACUCAUAGAUCAGACUGUCUUAUUUAGUUUUCAUUUUGUUUUAAGAUACCAAAUAUUUAAGCGAUUUAAGGUCGAAUGCUGUUAGUGCGGGGCAGUCGGGCAGUGGUCAGGUGGUCAGGCACUGGUGAUAUUUAGUACUAUCGUCUAUGCUUUUUCUAUGCUGUCCGGUUGGUCCGGCUCUGAUGCUGUCUAGUGUAUCUAGGCUUUUGUGUGAUUCAGUUUUCACGGUUUUCAUUUCAGUUCUUGUAGAAAGCACGGUUCCGAGCGAAGCGUGUAAGCCAAGUAGGAACUGUUUAUUUAUGAAAUCCGCCGACGUUUGUACAAGACGCCCGACCAACGUAUAAUUUAACAAUGAAAGGGCGGCACGUGUCCGUCGCUGUCUUCCUAGCGCUCUGCGUCACCGCAUCUGUGGCAAAGAAGUUCAAAAAUGAGGAAAAGCCCGCGUGGGCUAAAAAAGACAUACGUGAUUACAAUGAAGCCGACUUGGAGAGGCUCUACGAUCAGUGGGAGGAAGAUGAGGAACCGCUCGAACCAGAUGAACUUCCGGAGCACUUGAGACCCUCACCAAAGAUCGACCUGAGCAACCUCGAUCCGUCAAACCCGGAGAAUAUUUUGAAAAUGACUAAGAAGGGGAAAAUGCUGAUGACCUUUGUUUCCGUGACGGGAAACCCAACGAAACAGGAGUUGGAAGACAUAACUACGAUUUGGCAGACGAGUCUCAUGAACAAUCACAUCAGCGUCGACCGGUUCCUGAUCGGCGAGAACCGGGCCAUCUUUUCUUUCAAGGAUGGGUCUCAGGCCUGGGAAGCGAAGGACUUUCUCGUGGAACAGGAGAGGCUUGAAUCCAUAACCAUAGAGAACAAGGUCUACCCAGGAAAGCAUAGCAAGGCCAAGGAUCAGGAGGCAAAGGAUGAGCUAUAGGUACUAUCCAAGUGUACAUGCGACUGUGACUGGCGACCCUGUUAGGAAGGGAUGUUUUUUUGUGUUCACUCUACUACAAAGAAGACAGUACUACAUGACUGCAUAUCAGCAUGUCUUGUCUAAACAUGUCUAAGUGGCCGAAAGGUCAUCUUGUGGUCUAUAUAUAAUUUUUUGGUCUGUUUGAAACAACUUUUUGUUACCUGUUUUUGAUGGGAAUACAAGCAUAGCACAGAAAUCAGUGCAAUAAAUUUCAUUUUUGAAAGAAA
Molecule: messenger RNA, 1192 nt
Organism: Ixodes scapularis (black-legged tick)
Lineage: Eukaryota; Metazoa; Arthropoda; Arachnida; Ixodida; Ixodidae
Gene: boca
Product: LDLR chaperone boca
Exons: 5
Coding region: 357-926 (189 amino acids)
Biological process (GO): protein folding
Source: RefSeq, a predicted model, not a curated record